Aspergillus niger is the source of this 2454-nucleotide messenger RNA. RefSeq lists its product as uncharacterized. Lineage: Eukaryota; Fungi; Ascomycota; Eurotiomycetes; Eurotiales; Aspergillaceae. The record is from RefSeq and is a predicted model, not a curated record. The transcript is spliced from 6 exons. The coding region runs from base 1 to 2454 and encodes 817 amino acids.
AUGGGGUCCGAUGACACCGCUUUACGCGGAGAAUAUAUUCCGUUUCAGACUAUGAACGAUGAUGACAAUUCGGCCGAUUAUUCACAUAGAACGUCCCGCCCCUUAUCCCGAAGCCUGAAGCACCUGGUCCCGAUUGUUCUACUAUAUUGUUCGCUCCUCAUCUUCUCAUGGACCGUGACGUGCAUUCUUACCCACCGGCCUCUCCUCUAUCACCAUUCAACGCCGACAUGGGAAAGCGCGCGACAGCUGACCUGCGCGUCUCAAACGGUCCUGGGCGUCACCGACUCGGACGCAAGAGCAACAUUUUCUUGCAGUCAAAGGGAAGUGACCAAGGUCACCCUCACCGCUGCGGUUAUUGCUGCUACACGCCGCUGGAGGUUGGCCGCUCGGGUCAUCAACUCCGUCAUGGCGGUCCUAACCAUCCCGUUCUCUUCGUUUAUUGCCGCCCGCGCCGCUAUAGUUUACGGCCAGGCUGCUGGGAAUAAACGGACAUUCAGUCUUCGGAAACUACUUGCGGUGGCUGAUCGAGGAUGGUGGAAUCCCUUCAUCCUUGCCCGACUGUUUUCUGCUGGGGGUCGGCGGCGGUUGGGCAGUCCGCUCCUGUACUAUGCAUUUCUUGUUUGCGCUUUAGGUAUGAGACAUGAUGAUAGUGGUCUAAAUUGGCCGUUACAGCAACUGCUCGUGUCUGAAGUCACCAUCUUGGUAGAGAGUUUACCAUCCAAGGUCACGCCGCUGGUUUCUGACGCCGACAUCACCGGCUUGUCUCAAGUGAAGUCAAUCGAGACGGUUGGGGAUACUAGGCCAUUGAUCCACUACGCUACUCAGUACGACUCUCAGCCUAAUAUCUGGCGGACACCUGACUCGAUCUGUAAUGCAUCUAUGAGCUGGGCAUAUUCUUGUGUGGGUAACUCGGACCAAGCCGGAACUGCUACGCAUUUCAAUUCCCUCCGCGGCAACAGUUCAUUUGUCUCCGUCCCUGUCAAUUCCGCCACGACGGGAAUAAUCAGCAAUCAUGCCUUUCGAUUUAAUACGUCAGUUGCCUCAGAAGAAGUGUCAGAAGAGGCCUAUCCCGACAACUGCGGCGGACCAGGGUCUUUUUCUGCCUCAACGCUUGCCAAUUUGUCGGCUUUGGAUGCUUCCUACGGUGUCCCGAGCUCUGCCAACGGCAUGAUGGAGGUAAAGGUGUGCGCGCUGGGCGAUCUGCAGACUUUCCCGUGGAACCUCACCCGGAACCGCCAGGAUAUUGCCGAGGAAGCAUACAUUCACUUCAAUUCGGUGGCCAUGAGCUUCCUCACCAAUGGAUCCCGGAUAGCCAGCUGGACACAGCGCAUUCGUGCGAAUACGACGGCGGGUUAUUUCAUGCUCCCCAAUUAUAUGAACAACUACCAGACAGGGCCCUUGUUAGAGACAUUCGAUCUUGCAACUAGUUUUGAUCCGGAGAAUGUCAUUGUGGAUCAGAAGGAGAGUACGGAUGUGCGAGCUUUUGAUAACUCACAUGUUCUGGGAUAUGGUUAUCCCGACCCCACUCCCGUCAGUUCACCAGCUCUUGGCCCUUUGCUCACAGCCACCAAGGCCCUCUUUGGCCCGUCCACCUUCUUCGCCAAUCGCGCCAACUCAACGCCUACUCUACCGAACAUUACUUCCUUGUCGUUAGACGAGUGUUCCGAGCCAGUUCCAUUUACAUAUCUCUCCAACACCAACACCGAAGAUACUACCUCCUGGCGAUACGCGACUCUUAAGCCCUGUGCCUCGGACACCAACUCCACCUACUUCAACGACCUGGCCGCCUGGCUUGGUCAGCUCUUUGCGAACUAUGACGACCCUCAGACCACGUCUGUCUUCACCCAAGGAGCCUUCUUUGCCAACAAGGCCAAUCUGGGCCGCGCCUCCACUCAGCAAGCUUACCGCCGGAUCCUCCUCAAGGAUGACGGAACCUCUGUCGAGAUUUUUGCGAUUCGACCAUGGGCGAUCGCAUUCCUUUCUACCGUCAUCGGCCUGCAUCUUGUCGGACUCGUGAUUUUGGCCUUCUAUGCGGGGUUGCACCCGACGUGGACGGAGUCCUUUGAUGCGUUUGCCAUGCUGAGGAUCGGGGCCCAGCUAGCAGAGCGGAAGGAUGUGAGAGCUCAAAUGCCGCUGCUGGGGAAUGCGCAAAUGGAAGAUACUGCCAUCUUGGACUGUACGAACGGAAUUAUUGGGGAGGAUAUCGGUGCAGUGGAGACUGAGAAUGUCGGCCGCCUGCCAUGCUCCACUGUGUGGAAUUCAUCCUCUCUCCCAAUAUGCAGCAUAUUCUCAACGACAGCUUUAGCCAACCACUAUGGGUGCGCUGAUCAACGAAGCCGCGUAUCAGUUUGUUCAUCCAUGAAGCAACCUGGACGUCAUCAUGUCCCUUGUCUCUCACCAGAACGGCCCGAGACAGGCAGUGAGUUGCUUCAUUCAUGCGCCAUUACGCAUUGA